AUGGAAGGGCUGGCCCUUCCCCCACAGUGGAAGCCCUGGUCUCCCACUAAGGGUAGCCCCAAGCCCGAUGUUUCCCUCUGCUUGUCUGGCUCUCUGACUCUCCAUUGCUCUGCUGGGGAAACACUGGGGUCUGCAUGGGUUCUCUCCUGCCCUGAAGGUUUGUGCUGGUCAGCUUGGCCUUUGAUGGCAGCUGAGCUCUCACUGUCUGUCAUGCCCUUCCACCUUUCCUGCCUCGCUUCCUCCAGUGAACUCCUGGCUCUGGGAGCUCAUAAGUCACAAAUGCUUUCCCAAGAACUCCUUUAA
Molecule: messenger RNA, 303 nt
Organism: Rangifer tarandus platyrhynchus (Svalbard reindeer)
Lineage: Eukaryota; Metazoa; Chordata; Mammalia; Artiodactyla; Cervidae
Source: the annotation of a GenBank genome assembly